AUGGGAUAGGAUGGAAACUCUAAUGCUUGCCUGUGAAUCACAGGUGAAAGCAAUGAGUGCUGGCAUUGAUAAUUUGAUUUUACUCAGUGAUGAAGUAGUUGAAAAAACUCGAAAGGUGACUGAUGAAGAGGUAGGGAUGGUUGUGACUGAGCCUGGACUGAUGAGCUUUGAGGCUAAUAUGAGGCUACUGGAUAGAAAGGGCUAUAAAACUGGAUAUCAAUAUAAACUCUCAAAAUAUAUUAAGAGACAAUGAAUACUGAUGUUAAUUAUGAAAUGAAUUAAUUAUAAUCAUUCGCCUUUAGUUUAUUAAUAUACGCACACCGUUAUAUUUAAUUCAUAAAAUGUCUUGAGUUUGCAUAAGAACGAACUAUUAUUU
Messenger RNA from Amphimedon queenslandica, 376 nucleotides. RefSeq names its product alpha-adducin-like. The record is from RefSeq and is a predicted model, not a curated record. Gene Ontology annotation, molecular function: actin filament binding. The transcript has 3 exons. Lineage: Eukaryota; Metazoa; Porifera; Demospongiae; Haplosclerida; Niphatidae. Gene Ontology annotation, cellular component: plasma membrane; postsynaptic density; cytoskeleton. The coding region runs from base 11 to 253 and encodes 80 amino acids.